Molecule: messenger RNA, 1439 nt
Organism: Paramormyrops kingsleyae
Lineage: Eukaryota; Metazoa; Chordata; Actinopteri; Osteoglossiformes; Mormyridae
Source: RefSeq, a predicted model, not a curated record
UUUUAUUAGCAUGAUACUUAUCAUGCUUAUGUUUAUAAGCUGUUUUUUAUACAUAUCAAGUAUAUACCAGUUCUAUUGAUGUUCAUAAAUAAUCUUUUUGUUAAAUGCAGCAAAUCUGGUCUGGUGAAUGACAUGGUGGUUCUUUCAGCCAGACCCAAGGAAAGAAGACUGGCAGACAGGGUCGGGUACCCGCAGAUAGUUGCUGAAACGGGUGGAUUUUAAUGUUCUGGAAUUUUGCAGGCGGGACCAACUUGUAUAAGGGAGUAAGUUCACCUCUGCCUGAUCUUUCCGUACUCAAAGUGGAUGAGAUCUACAGUGGCCUUCCCCCUGAUGUUGCUCCACUCAUAACAAUGAUGGCUGUAUCCUCAGAUGUACCUUUGGUUGAUUCAGCGUUUGGGAAAGUGCAAGAAGGAAAUGUUUUGUCAUACCACUUGCCAGUUAGGAGUCCCCCAAAAACCCAUCCAUACACAGAUGCCCCUUUUCCCCUACAGCUGCCACUUAAACACUACAGAUUAGGACCACCUUCUUGUUCUUUUGUUUACACUGAACAUCAGCAACUCCACAUGAAUUCCCUACAAACAUCCCUACACACAGCACACAAGGUAGAGAGCAACACGCGGAAGCAGUGUUUCAGCAACGAGUGCCACCAACUAAGUUGGGCUCGUGUCACCGCCUCCAAAUUCAGAGAGGUCUGUCACACCAGGGGGCAAAGCUCUGCUGAAAAUCUAGCAAAAAGGCUCCUGAAGCCAAGCUGUCAGACUGCAGACAUGAGGAGGGGGCUGGAGAUGGAACCUGCAGCAGUAGAAGAGUACCGCAGAGUAAUGGAAGUUAACCACUAUCCCUGUGGCUUCCUUAUCCACCCAGAUGCACCAUGGAUGGGGUCUACACUAGAUGGGAUUGUGUAUGAUCCAAAGGAGCAGCCAGUGUUUGGCCUUCUUGAAAUUAAAUCCCCAAAUUUGCAGAGCUAUGUGGACUGCCCAUAUAUAAAGAUCUGUGAGGGCACACAUACUAAGGAAAUCCCAUCCUUACUUCUGGCAGGUCCAGGGUCAGAUGCUCACUUCUGGCUUUGACUGGUGUGACUUUAUGGUUUAUGCACAAGAUGACAUGUUCAUCCAGAGGAUCCCCAGAGAUGAGGAAAUGAUGAAAACUAUUAAAGAAAAAGUUGACUAUUUCUUUUUUUUAUUUUUACCUCCACACUUCCCUCUGCAAAUAGGACUGUUUCGUAAUGAAUGUGUUGUAAUUUGGCAUUCGAAAUGUUGAAUUUAAUUAGAUUGUAGUAUGGCAAAUGAACAACGUUGCACAAGUGGAAUCUGUUUUUUGUCUUGUGUAAACUGCAACACAACUGAGAGGUGGGUAAGUAAAAAACCUGAUAGUAAUAAGUUGAACAAAGUGAAUUUAUUUUAAUAAAUCAACAGUAGUAAUUUGAAAUUGACAAAGAA